Molecule: messenger RNA, 211 nt
Organism: Soboliphyme baturini
Lineage: Eukaryota; Metazoa; Nematoda; Enoplea; Dioctophymatida; Soboliphymatidae
Source: the annotation of a GenBank genome assembly
UGAAAGUUAUUCGCUCGAAGCCGUCUUAUUUUGCUGAAAGAUUGUACCAGUCCAUGAAAGGCAUAGGAACCGACGACCGGACGCUGAUUCGUAUUAUAGUCAGUCGCUCAGAGGUCGAUUUGGCUCUGAUCAGGGACGAAUUUUUCAAGAUGUACGGAAAGUCACUGGAAAGUUUUAUCAAGAGGAUAUUUUUGCAAGGCGCGAGAUGAUU